AUGAACGACUGCGAAACGCAUCUUCAACCUGACCUCAAUCACAAAUACUCUGAUAACUUGAGCAUGUCAGAACCAAGAGGGUCUGAAGUUAAAAAUAGGCGCCUUCUACUCCACGACUGCGGCGGCGACGACGACGACGGGGAGUGUAACGACCACGACGAAAACGAAGACAUGUUCAAGAGCGCGGCGACCAAGAUCGCCCACAACACGACAAUUCCGUCGCUUGGGGGCAAUGCGGACCUACGACCCCUGCAGGAUCUCAUAACGCUUGAGAAGAGUGUUUUAAUCUCCUUGCAAAAGCUGUCUUCGGACUAUACGAAAGCUGCUGAUGCCCUGAAGAUUUGGGGCCAGACGGAGGGCGACGACCUCGGCAAUAUCUUAACUGCCUCAGGAAACCUCCUACUUCAUUUCUCAACUGCAUUGUCGCAGUAUGCUGCGCACGGGCAUGUCAUCCGUGAAAACCUCAAGUCGAUUCGGUCGCGUGAGGAGGCGCUGGACGAAAUGCGACGACGGCGACGGACGGUAUCACGAAAGGCAGACGACGCAGAAAGGAAACUCAGCAAGAUGAAUCCAGAACAUAAGAAUUUCGACUCCCAGACGGAUCUCCUCAACCGUCUGAAAGACGAGAUCAGGGUUCUCGAUUCAGACAUUAUGACGGAAGAGGCGGCGAUAGGCGACUACAAGCGCUCAUGUACGCGGACGUGGAUGGGCCUCAAGUUUGGCGGACUGCUGGAAUGCUGCGAGAAGGGCAAGAUUGCAGGGGAAUUCGGAAAGCUGCUCAUAUCCGAGAUUCCGGAGGAGUUUACACAGCCUGGCAUGCCCCGAAGCAUGUACUACGGGCACGGCAAGGUCGAGUCUAUCAUGAACGAAGCCGACAGAUGCAUAGGCCAGGUUUCGCUUUCGGCAACCCCUGGUCCGCGACAAGGUCCACCACCGCAGCUGGCGCCCCAGGCGCAAGACUUCAACGUUCCUCGACCAACCAUCAAUACCCUCCCUCUGCCACCCAAAGGACCCAACCGUGGUCUCGAUUCCCCGGCAACCACCAGUGCUCCCUACAACGUCGAUGAAUUUGGGGCACCGACAAUCAGCACACCAAUCGAUACUACCUCACCUGGCGGGCGGUUCGCCACAUUUCCAGUGAAGCAUCGACAGGAUUCUUACCCACCGCCUGGUUCUUUCUUGUCAGGCCCUGAACCACCUUCUCUGACAACCCGACACGAACUCGGAGAUUCCUUCUCCCUGUCAAUAGCUGAGGCACUUGAGGCCAAGACCGGGACAGAGGAUGUGACCAGCUCUUGGCGUGGUCGGCUGAGUGGGGAAGCCAACCUCCCUCCACCAGAAGCUUCUCCCCUUCCCAAGAUACCUCCUGCGCAAGAUAAUCCUUGGGCCGCUAAGGAUGAUCGACUGCUGUCUGCGGACAAACGGCCCACAUCGCCCAUUUCCGAUGACGACAAUGCUCUUCUCGCGUACAUGACUUCGGUCGACAAUGCGCCUUCGUCCCCGGAAAGCGCCCAAGCACCGCUCCCAGAGACCAAGAAAGAGCCGGAAAACCAGAAACCCUCGUCGCCAGCACCGCCCAAUGCCCCAGCUCCUGUGCCCGCGCUGGAGAUACCGCCGCCUGAAGAAGGAUCGCCAGAGAAGCAUGUACGGAUCAAGAGCACUCACGUCGAAAUCAUUAAUAACGACGACGAACCUCCUGAAGAACCAGAGAAAAAGUCGACAAUUCACCGUGUUCCCGCACCCACUCUGGGACCAGAAGAAGAACGCGCACUCGACGCCGCAGCUGCACGAGGGAUCAAUCUCGAUCUCGACAACGGGUUCACACCACCCAAACUCUCUUUCCCUGGAAACGAUGAAGAGGACUCGAAGAAACCGGACGCUGAGCCGUCGGACACUACUGACCGUGGCCGCAGUACCGCGGCGGGUGGCCAGGCUGCGAAUGAGUCUGUACCCGAACGCGAGCCAUCUCCUCUUGAACCCCCAUCUGCACCGUUCGCCCGCCGAGAGGUUUCUCCCCAAGCUUCAUUUGAUAAUGCAGUCGCAGAAUCAAUCGCCAAAGACUUCAGAGUCUGCUCCAUCGCAUGGAUAUCCCAAUCCCUACGAUUCGCCGUCUCCUUCGCAAGACUCUCAUACGACGUUGACGAAUUUACCUCCCCGCCUCCAGUCAUUGCAGGCUCAGAGUCUGGGUGA
Molecule: messenger RNA, 2190 nt
Organism: Coprinopsis cinerea okayama7#130
Lineage: Eukaryota; Fungi; Basidiomycota; Agaricomycetes; Agaricales; Psathyrellaceae
Exons: 7
Coding region: 1-2190 (729 amino acids)
Biological process (GO): endocytosis; negative regulation of protein kinase activity; eisosome assembly
Cellular component (GO): plasma membrane; eisosome filament
Molecular function (GO): lipid binding
Source: RefSeq, a predicted model, not a curated record